GAAGCGAAAGUUUAAGAACUGACUUUUUGCCAAUAAAAAUGAAAAUGGUCCCAUAGUGCCAUGGUACAGUAUUGUAAAAUGCUAUUCUUUAAACAAUGCAGUAAAGAAAUCAGUAAUUGGGUCACCACUGCUGUUUAAAUGCCUCAACUGGCUUAAACUCGAAAUGUAAAAACACGAAAACAAAAAUAAUAUUUUAAACAAAACCGUCAUGACGAACACUUCGAUACAGCUGCCAUGCGCGGCGCAAAGUGUCGGCGCAGUCAAUAGUCUAGUUACCACACUGUUCCAAACGAUAUUAACAGCACAAUGCGCGCUUUCUGCAAAGUCCGACUGGCCUCCGGACUACGGCGAUGAGGCACUGAACGAUGGUAUCGGGAAAUACGAUUUCAUAGUUAUAGGUGCUGGCUCGGCAGGCUCGGUUGUUGCCAGUCGUUUGAGCGAGAAUGCCAAGUGGAAAGUGCUGGUGUUGGAGGCGGGCGAUGACCCACCACAGGAGUCAGAGAUUCCUGGCUUGCAGGGUUAUUUGGAGCGCACUCGUUAUUCUUGGGACUACUACUCGGAACCACAACCACACAUUUGUCAAGCGCUAAAACGUCGAUUGUGCUACAUUCCGCGCGGUAAGCUCAUAGGCGGCACAGGCGCAAUAAAUGGCAUGAUAUACGUGAAGGGGCAUCGCCAGGAUUUCGACGAUUGGCUGGCAGCGGGCAAUACACAGUGGGGCUGGGCUGAUGUGAAGCAAUUUUAUGAGCGCGCUGUGAGCCCUGUGGGCAAUGCCACGCAUCCCAUGGGCUAUGUGGUGCUCGACGCAAACAAAGAUGUAGGGAGUGUGCUAUUGAACGGCGCCAUUUUCAAUGCUACCGCAGAAUUGGGCGUGCCCUCCAAGUCGGCGUUCGAAGAUGGCAUAGAAGUAGGCACUGCAUUCUUGCCGGUAACUAAUAGCAAUGGUAGACGCAUGGCUACUGGGAAAACAUAUUUGGCCAAGGUUUCGAGGCGACCGAAUCUGCAUGUGAUCAAAAAUGCGCACGUGCACAAAAUCCAUUUCGAUAGUAGCGGCAAGCGGGCCACCAGGGUAACAUUUUCGUUGCGCGAGAGUUAUGAGUUGAGUGCUGAGGUGCGCAAGGAGGUGGUGCUCUCGGCAGGCACCAUAGAUUCGCCCAAGUUGCUGAUGUUAUCGGGCGUGGGACCGCGCAAGCAUCUUGAAAAACUGGACAUACCGGUGGUACACGAUCUGCCAGUUGGUUCAAAUCUGCGCGAUCACGUAAGCCUAAUGGUUCAUUUUAAAUUUGAAAACACAUCUUUCGACGCGUUGGAGCAGACGAGGCACAUCGAUUUAUUAUACCAAUUCCUGACUCGCAACAACGGUCGGUUGGUUAAUGGAUCAAGUAGUAUCACCUCCUUCGUGAACACCAAAAGGGAUAGCGAUUUACCAGAUAUACAAUAUCACUACGCACUAAACCAACAAGGCGAUGUUGAGUCCCUCGGAGUUUAUUUUGCGCGACGUGACCAAAAGUACACAGCGAGCUUAAUUCGGCAAUUAAGGAAGUCACAUUUGAUCUCCUUUUUAUUGUUGUCGACCAAGCCUCGCUCCGUAGGCAAAAUACGUCUGCGCAGUUCCGAUUACCUUGAUCAUCCACGCAUCUUUUCGAAUUAUCUUAGUGAUCCCGAAGACAUGGCGACUAUAUUGCGCGGGAUACGCUUUAUCGAACGCUUAGAGCGCACAAACGCCAUGCGGGAACUAAAUGCAACCCUGUUCCGUAUACCACUCGAGGAGUGCGAUGAGUACGAGUACCGCUCCGAAGCCUACUGGCGUUGCUACGUUAAAUACUUCGGAGAAGCGGGUUAUCACCCGACCGGCACCGUGAAAAUGGGCCCCAGUAGCGAUCGGGGAGCAUGCGUGGAUCCACGCUUACGGCUUUAUGGUGUAGAGAAUUUGCGAGUGGCCGAUGCCAGCAUAAUGCCCGAUGUGCCACACGCAAAUACGAAUGCACCGACGAUUAUGAUUGGCGAAAGGGGGGCGGACUUUAUAAAACAGGAUUGGAAAGAGGAUGACCAAGGGGCGAAUGAGUCAAAGCGACGUAGUUUAAAUACAUUAUAAGUCGAACACUUUCUUUUACAAUCACGUUUUUUGUUUAACUAAUCCUCCUCCGAAAAUAAAUGCAU
Rhagoletis zephyria (snowberry fruit fly) is the source of this 2160-nucleotide messenger RNA. Its product is annotated as glucose dehydrogenase [FAD, quinone]-like. Gene Ontology annotation, molecular function: flavin adenine dinucleotide binding; oxidoreductase activity, acting on CH-OH group of donors. Lineage: Eukaryota; Metazoa; Arthropoda; Insecta; Diptera; Tephritidae. The record is from RefSeq and is a predicted model, not a curated record.